Messenger RNA from Corticium candelabrum, 604 nucleotides. RefSeq lists its product as uncharacterized. The record is from RefSeq and is a predicted model, not a curated record. The transcript has 6 exons. Bases 12 to 338 code for a protein of 108 amino acids. Lineage: Eukaryota; Metazoa; Porifera; Homoscleromorpha; Homosclerophorida; Plakinidae.
UUUCUGAUGAUAUGUGGACAGAUCAAGAGGAAGAUCUAGAAGAAACGGUGACUGGCGAUCGUCUACUGACGAAACGACUUGAAAAAGUCGAGGAAGUCGUGAUAAGUCUUGUGACAGGGCUGAACAGCUUGAAAGAGGAAGUUUCAAAGUUGAAUUCAAAAUUAAGAACUUAUGAAUAUGAAGGCGACAGUGAUCAUGACAACUCCGAAGACACAAAUGGCCACAGCAUGACAACUCUAAAAGCCACAACUAAAGAAGCCCAGAAACCUUCAAUUGCUGUCAGAGACCUGGCAGUCAAGCUUUUUAGUAAGGAAGAAUUGACAAAAUGCAGCGUUUGAGGCAGAAAACCCCACAAGAAUCUUGACGCCAGGCCCUCUCUUCCUGCAAAGAAGCUACUAACUCUACACUCGCUGGUCCAAAAGCAUUUCCCUGGUUGUAAAACCAGCGAGAUUAAUCAGUUUCUGGCCGACAAUUCAUUUUGUCGCCAGAAAAGUGAACAGUGAAAACACUUGGCAUAUAGUGAUUGUCAAUUAUUCUAGACUAUCUGUGCAUGUUUGUUUAUAUGUAGAACAAUUGUUUUUAUUGAACAUAAACAUACAACAAA